Messenger RNA from Rhineura floridana, 1081 nucleotides. RefSeq names its product casein kinase 2 beta (gene CSNK2B). Gene Ontology annotation, cellular component: protein kinase CK2 complex; cytoplasm. Lineage: Eukaryota; Metazoa; Chordata; Lepidosauria; Squamata; Rhineuridae. The coding region runs from base 143 to 790 and encodes 215 amino acids. The record is from RefSeq and is a predicted model, not a curated record. The transcript has 7 exons. Gene Ontology annotation, molecular function: protein kinase regulator activity.
UACUACAAUCCCAUGAUGCUCUUUCACCAGCGAGAGUAGCGCGUGCGUGGUUGAAGCUAGCAGAGGCCUGAGAGGUCCAAAGCUUGUUUGCUCCCCGUGAACCUCUCCUUGAGGCACUUCAGCCCUCUGAGAGGACGGGAAGAUGAGUAGUUCUGAGGAAGUGUCCUGGAUUUCCUGGUUCUGUGGCUUGCGCGGCAAUGAGUUCUUCUGUGAGGUGGAUGAAGAUUAUAUCCAAGACAAGUUCAACCUGACUGGUCUUAAUGAGCAAGUUCCCCACUAUCGCCAGGCCUUGGAUAUGAUCCUUGAUUUGGAACCAGAUGAGGAGCUCGAGGACAACCCUAACCAAAGUGACUUGAUUGAACAAGCAGCUGAAAUGCUCUAUGGGCUCAUCCAUGCCCGCUACAUCCUCACAAAUCGUGGAAUUGCCCAAAUGCUUGAGAAAUACCAGCAAGGAGACUUUGGCUACUGUCCCCGAGUUUAUUGUGAGAACCAGCCCAUGCUGCCCAUUGGCUUAUCUGAUAUCCCAGGGGAGGCCAUGGUUAAACUAUACUGCCCCAAGUGCAUGGAUGUCUACACCCCCAAAUCUUCCCGCCACCAUCACACAGAUGGGGCCUAUUUUGGGACUGGCUUCCCCCACAUGUUGUUCAUGGUGCACCCCGAGUACCGGCCGAAGCGACCUGCUAAUCAAUUUGUGCCCAGACUUUAUGGAUUCAAGAUCCACCCUAUGGCUUACCAGCUGCAGCUUCAGGCCGCCAGCAAUUUUAAGAGCCCAGUCAAAACUAUCCGUUGAUCUUCUACAUCCAGAGGAUGCCCAGGGUCCUUACCUGAUAAUUCCCUUUACCCCAGGCAGGGCUGCUCAUACUUUGAUUUUGAUAUAGUCCCCUGUGGACUAUUCUUUGUCACUGUCCAGCCUGAUUUUUAGUCUCACUUCUGGUGUUUGGUUUAAAUUAAUAAUAAUAAAUUUCUGUUAAUUCCCAGAAACACGGACUGUGACAGACAAAUUCAGUAACCAACUUGAAUGUCAUGACUUUGUGGGGCACUUUUUUCUUUUUAAAAAAUAAAAUACAUUUAAAAUGUAAAA